AUGUCAAGAUUGUGGAUUUUGCUAUGCCUGGCUCUGCUUUUGGUUCCCUGGCAGAUGUCUGAGGCCAGAGGAGGAGGGGGAGGGGGAGGUGGACACGGCGGUGGAGCUGGAGGUGGACAUGGUGGUGGACACGGUGGCGGACGCGGCGGUGGAUUCGGCGGUGGACGCGGCGGUGGAUUCGGCGGUGGACGCGGAGGUGGAGGGCGUGGUCGAUACGGGGGAGGUGGAGGAUACGGAUUCGGUAGCGCCCGACCAUACUAUGGCUUCGGCGGAUAUGGUCGGUAUAGAGGCUAUGGAUACGGAGGCGUUAUACCUGUGCCUUUGCCUAUUCCCCUGCCGGUGGCCUACAGCAGAUGCUACUACGACGACUACGGCUACUACACAUGCUGA
Molecule: messenger RNA, 390 nt
Organism: Drosophila pseudoobscura
Lineage: Eukaryota; Metazoa; Arthropoda; Insecta; Diptera; Drosophilidae
Product: holotricin-3-like
Exons: 1
Coding region: 1-390 (129 amino acids)
Source: RefSeq, a predicted model, not a curated record